Molecule: messenger RNA, 2382 nt
Organism: Lachancea lanzarotensis
Lineage: Eukaryota; Fungi; Ascomycota; Saccharomycetes; Saccharomycetales; Saccharomycetaceae
Gene: GTA1
Product: LALA0S10e01530g1_1
Exons: 1
Coding region: 1-2382 (793 amino acids)
Molecular function (GO): protein binding
Source: RefSeq, a predicted model, not a curated record
AUGCUUCCAUAUGCCAUCUUUACCGCGGCUGCGAUCAUAUGGCUCGCCCACAGGUUGGUGCUGUUCCUGGGGAUCCCGGUUUGGCGCAUCGUGUUGACGCUGGGACUUCAAGUUCCACAAACGACAAGAGUGUCAAUCGACGACAUCACAGAGGACACCAUUACAGUUCGGUGGGAAAACGAGCCAACCAACGCCCAGGAAAAGACGAGCUCGUCAAUAUCGUGCUAUGUGCUGUAUUUGGACAAAGUAAAAAUCGGCACUAUCCCAAAUAUUGCAACUUCGCUCUACACAUGCUGCUUACUUCGUGGUCUCUCACCACAGACACAGUAUCAGUUUGAUUUCGUGUGCGUCAACAAAGAUGGCUUUAUAAACAAAGUCCCCUCGAUUUAUGUCAUGACCAAAUCAUCCAGUGCUGGAAAACGUUCCAGUCAGACCAGUCUGGACGAUUUGGAUACGAAACCAACACUGGCGCCCAACUUUCCAGUGGACGCCAAAUGGAGGAAAAGCCACGUGGCUGUGUCUACCGAAUCACCAACAUCCUACGCCAGUCUUACAUCUCUACAAGAUUUGGACGAUUUCUCCAUCACGGACUUGAAAUAUAUCUUAGUCUGUGCUCAGGAAGAUUUACAUGACGUGUUACAGCAGGAAUCUUCCAUAUUACAAGAUUUCCACGAAAGUAGAGAGCAGCUGAAAUUGGAGCUGGAUAAUCUCAAAGCGCAGUGGGCCCACGAAAUCGACUUGAGAAAAAGUCUCAAAUCAAGCAUCAAGUCUUUGGAAAACUCUAAGCUACUUUACGAUCUCAAGCGCGGCAAGUUGGACAAGAAUAUUGAUCAAAGCUCCAACAAAAUACAGAAAAUGAAAAACGAUAUGAUCAAGUGGGAUCAAGAGAAGAAAAAAGAGCUCAGACAAGACAUUCUUAUCUCUAAAUUCAAUGACGAGAAAAAAUCACUUCUUGAGAGAAUCGAUGAAGUUUCACAGCAGGUAAGACAACUGCAUUCCCAGGUAUCAAACCAGGAGGAAGAGAAUAAGAAACUCAGCUCCGUGAAACGAUCUUUGGAUUCCAGUCAAAACACCUCUGCGGCGACAUCUGGAACCUCCAUAGCGACUAAAAAAAAUAGCCCUCUUGAAACUGGCUCGAACACAUCCAGCAUGAACAGCAUUUUCAAAAAAAUUAACGAUUGCAUCAACGAGAAAACCGGUGUUUUGAACAAUGCCGGGUAUGAAUUUUUGAAUUCACUUGGUGAAAAUUCGGUAGUAGCAGCACUUGUAAAAGAGGAAGUACAAAGAGAUAUUGAUUUGGAUACGGAUUGGAGAAGCAGAAAACUCCGCUUAAAAAAACGCAGUGACUUGAUGGAGUCUCUUUGGACAGAUAUCAGCAUGAGGAACAGAGACUUAAUGGCCAAUCUUGCAGCCCAACCCUAUGUUUUGAGUCAACAAGACACUGGUCGUGCAAGUACACCUCAUCUGAAUUUGCACGAUCCAAGCACUUACGCUUCUGUUGACACAGAACAGGGCCCAACUCCGUACACCUCUGUUCCAAUCAGGCAUACUUCACCAGUGCCAGACAAUGGUUUAUCUUACUCAAACUGGAAUAUGCAUCAUCAGAAUGGACACCAGACGGGCUUAGCUCCGGAGGAGCACCAUUUUGACUAUGACCAUUCACAUCAUUUAUUGAGCGGGCUCCAAAAUAUGAUUUCAGAGGCCGACUAUCAAGCAACAAAUGUAAGUACCUCGAAACUUUACACAACAGAUCAACUGGACGAUUAUUGGAGUCGCCAAAGUGCUCCUAAUGUAUUAACUCGUAAUGGGACAGAUUCAUAUGGAAUGCAACCAGCUCGCUUGCCGCUUUUGUCUCCCCGCUCUGUCUCUGAUUCGCAGAAUAAUGGUCAUAUGCGGGUAGUUAGCAAUGACUCCUUCGAGCCCCUUUCCAUGUCCCGCGAAGACGACCUAUCGGGUUUCGUGCAGACCCCAAGGGUCCAGAGAGAUGAUGUGGUUUCGUUCGGUUCCGGAUAUAACAAUGAUCCUGUGAUGCGCACUUCACCAUUAUCCAUACCAAUGAAAGAAGAAAUGACAAAAGACAGUCUUUUCAGUACGGGUCAGUUUAACACUAUCUGGAACAGUUCUUCUCCCAUAGACUCCGCGGCUAUUGAAAAGCUCCAAACACCAAAAUCUCAGCAUAACAGAAGUAACAGUAGAGGAAGCUGGGGACUUCCCCAUUUCAUGCAAAAAUCACCAAAGUCAGCUCAUGAUGGUAAUUCCGCUUCCUCCAGCAGUGAAAGUAAAGAAAAGGAAAGUCAUGGAGGAGAGCGGCGUAUGUCCAGACUACUUACUAAACGUGGGAUGAAUCAACUUUUCCGUUCUCCGACUCAUGGGACGCCAUGA